AUGCAAUUUGGCCUUUUCCUUUUGUCGUUUGGAUGGGUUUGGGCCAUUGAAGUCAGAGCCCACCGACAUGGAAAAGAAAUUCUUGAUCUUCCCAAGAAGGGCAGCAGACCUCAACGACAGAGGCGGGCUGCUUUUGAGGAAAUUCCCAAACAAGGCAGCCCAAUAUUAAAAAGGAGUCCUGACAUCACCAAAUCGCCACUAACGAAAUCAGAACAACUUCUGAGAAUAGACGACCAUGACUUCAGCAUGAGGCCAGGCUUUGGAGGCCCUGCCAUCCCUGUUGGAGUAGAUGUGCAAGUUGAGAGCCUGGACAGCAUUUCAGAGGUGGAUAUGGACUUCACCAUGACGCUGUAUCUGAGGCAUUACUGGAAGGACCAGAGGCUGUCCUUCCCAAGCACCAACAACCAGAGCAUGACAUUCGACGGCAGGCUGGUCAAGAAGAUCUGGGUCCCCGACAUGUUCUUCGUGCACUCCAAGCGCUCGUUCAUCCACGACACCACCACUGACAACGUAAUGCUGCGUGUCCAGCCCGACGGGCAGGUGCUCUACAGCCUCAGGGUCACGGUCACUGCGAUGUGCAAUAUGGAUUUCAGCCGCUUUCCCCUUGAUACUCAAACAUGUUCGCUUGAGAUUGAAAGUUAUGCCUACACGGAAGAUGAUCUUAUGCUCUACUGGAAAAAAGGAAAUGAUUCUUUAAAGACAGAUGAGAGGAUCUCACUAUCCCAGUUCCUCAUACAAGAAUUUCACACCACCACAAAACUUGCCUUCUACAGCAGCACAGGGUGGUACAACCGCCUGUACAUCAACUUCACUUUGCGUCGCCACAUCUUCUUCUUCUUGCUCCAAACCUACUUCCCCGCCACCCUGAUGGUCAUGCUGAGCUGGGUGUCCUUCUGGAUCGAUCGCAGAGCGGUGCCUGCCAGGGUUCCUCUAGGUAUUACGACGGUGCUGACUAUGUCGACCAUCAUCACGGGCGUGAACGCCUCCAUGCCCCGCGUGUCCUACAUCAAGGCUGUGGACAUCUACCUCUGGGUCAGCUUCGUGUUCGUGUUCCUCUCGGUGCUAGAAUAUGCAGCGGUGAAUUACCUGACCACCGUCCAAGAGCGCAAGGAGAGGAAGCUGAGGGACAGGCUUCCCUGCGCGUGUGGGUUACCUCAGCCCCGGCCCAUGAUGGUGGAUGGCAGUUACAGCGAUGGAGAGGUAAACGAACUGGGACAUUUUGUUUCUGAAAAUGGCGAUAAACCGGACAGGAUGAUGGUGCAGCUGACUCUGGGCCCGGAAAGGAACACCAGCCGGAGGAAAAGCCAGAGGAGCUACGUAAGCAUGCGGAUUGACACCCAUGCCAUUGAUAAGUAUUCCCGGAUAAUAUUCCCAGCGGCGUAUAUUUUAUUUAACUUAAUAUACUGGUCCAUUUUUUCAUAAAUGUUCACCCUUCUCCCUGCUCACUCAAUACACUUAUGGGCCCAAGGAACUCACUCUCUCAAUACCUCAAUUAGUGACAUAAACCGACGGGGGAAGAGAAUCACUUCAUUCAGCCCUGCAAGUGAGAUUUUUGUAAUCACAACUGCUCGCCAAAAUUUUCAACCUUCACUCACUAUUACCGUUGUCAUGGUAGAGGUAUGUCAGCGAGCAAUGGGAACCUGAAAGACACAGUAUCUAAGGGAGGGGAUUCAGAGUUCUAGCUCUAUUAAAAUUAGUCUCCACAGUUCAUUUCUACGGGCCCCUGAAUAUUUAACAUAAAGGCCGAUGGAUGCAUCCGUUAGAAGCGGUGGCUGACAGUGGCAGGGCCAGGUUUAGGCACUGGGGAAGAGGAAGCCCCCUCCAGAACAAAGUUGCCCCUUCCUCAGGAGGGGUUCUUGACUCUCCCCAACUCCCGGGGUUCAAUUUAUCCCAAUGGCAGCCGUGACAACAAUUAACCUCCUGGACAGUAAACACACCUUAGAUUGUAAACUCUUCCAGAAUAAGAGCCAGCAGUUUGACUUUUACGUGCGUUUGUGCACGGGUACGUGCAGUUUGACUUUUAGUGUACGUCCAGUUUGAUUUUUAGUGUCCGUCCCCCAGGACCUAGUACCCUACUUUACAUAGAAUAGGUACUUGAUAGUCAUGAUUAAAGACACCCUGGCUAAAGGGGUCUAAAAACCAUCUGCCCAGGGGAUAAUUUCACCUGGGUCUCUGUUUCGAUUGGGACUUUUUUUUAUAUCUGUCUCCCGCAUUAGAAUGUGAGCUCCUUGUGGGAAGGGUCCAUAUCACUUCCAAAUACUUUACAAAUUUUAGCAAAUUGCACCAAGUGGGCGCUCAAUAAAUAUUACUAUUACUCCUAAUUUAUAGCCAAAUUAUCUGGCUCGGUAUUCCAGGGCCUGAUUUAAGAGAAUAAAAACAGCUCUCACAUUUCCAUACCCCCUUCCACCCCUGUUUGAUGGACCCUGAGCCAUCCCUUUCUCUCCAACGAGCCUCUCUCCUUAAAGGGAGGGACUCCCUCUGACCUGAGGAGAACAGCAAUCCAGAAGCCAGGCGUGAUCAAGAAGGGUGAUUAGUGAUUAAUUGAUUAGGUGAUUAAGUGAUUGGCAGAAGUCAUGGAUGGAUUCAGUAAGGACCCUGAGCAGGGCCCUGUUCAGCUCAAAUGUUCAUAGUUAAGGAGACCUCAAGAAUAGCAAGCAAUAGCAGUGAUUCUAAUCCUGACUCUGCCACUAGUCUGCUGCAUGACCUUGGGCAAGUUGCAUCACUUCU
Ornithorhynchus anatinus (platypus) is the source of this 2727-nucleotide messenger RNA. RefSeq names its product gamma-aminobutyric acid receptor subunit rho-1-like. Gene Ontology annotation, biological process: nervous system process; regulation of membrane potential; monoatomic ion transmembrane transport. Bases 1 to 1422 code for a protein of 473 amino acids. Gene Ontology annotation, cellular component: neuron projection; membrane; synapse. The transcript is spliced from 10 exons. The record is from RefSeq and is a predicted model, not a curated record. Gene Ontology annotation, molecular function: neurotransmitter receptor activity; GABA-A receptor activity; extracellular ligand-gated monoatomic ion channel activity. Lineage: Eukaryota; Metazoa; Chordata; Mammalia; Monotremata; Ornithorhynchidae.